This is a messenger RNA of Haplochromis burtoni (Burton's mouthbrooder), 2518 nucleotides long. RefSeq names its product V-set domain-containing T-cell activation inhibitor 1. Gene Ontology annotation, biological process: positive regulation of T cell proliferation; T cell costimulation; negative regulation of T cell proliferation. The coding region runs from base 1087 to 1746 and encodes 219 amino acids. The record is from RefSeq and is a predicted model, not a curated record. The transcript is spliced from 5 exons. Gene Ontology annotation, cellular component: external side of plasma membrane. Lineage: Eukaryota; Metazoa; Chordata; Actinopteri; Cichliformes; Cichlidae.
UGUGUGCUUUUACUGAGAGACACUUAUUGUUGGAUUUGCAGCUGGUUAGAUCCUCAUCUGGUGGUCUCAAUGGGGACUUUGUGGAUCCAUGCAGACCACAGAGGAGGAGAAGGAAAGAGCAGGUGUCCAGGUGAAGCUCAGACUGUUUCAGAAGUGUGGGGUAGCUAGUGAGCAACGCUGAGCUUUUCUGAUUGCCUAUGUGGAAAAUGCCUCAGUGCCUAGAUCUUUUCCAAGGAGGGGGAUUCUUCUUUCUCUGCCUUCCUUGAAUGUGCAGGGCCUGGGUCUCUGAGACCCUGUCACCUCAGGAGUGCUCAUCCACACUCUGCAGUUCUUUCUGACAUCUGUCUUUAGAAAAAAUACAGCAAAUAUUCAAACCCAAAGUAAAAACGAGGAGAUGUGAGUCACAGAUGCGAGAGCUGCCUGCUUCUGUACUCCUGUUCCACCUGCUGUUUUUUUUAAAUGAAGCCUCUAAGAAAAUGUCUUUCAGUCUGUCAGUUCCUGUGUGCUCACUAUAAUCAAUGCUUCAUUUGUCAAGUCCCUUUUAUUUUAAAUAUGCUGCCAUGUAAAAUAACGUCAAUGCUUGACCCUUCUCGUCAUAGCAGUGUAGAUCUCGAAAAAUACCAUUUGUUGCUAGAAUUUUAGAAAGGGUUGUGGCUAAGCAUCUUAAAAAAUACUUAAUUGUCCUUCUUAGUUCUCCACCUCCUUUUUUUGUUUCUCCAUCUGUGUUGAUGAAACAGCGAUACAUAGCUGACACCUGUAAGGACAGACCUGUUUGUCUAGAUACAGCUGAGAUUAACUACGGCACCAGGAAACGUCUUUUCUCAAAUCUCUUUUCUUUUUUGGUGUUUUGGUCCCAUGAAUUGAAGGAAACAUGAUGGGCGUCAACUUUGUUAUGUUUUUUGUGACUGUGGUGUUUUUGUGGAUGAUGACUGUUUCCAAAGGAGGUAAAUACGAUGUUAACACUCCAACUAUUGUUGCCAUGAUGCUAUGACAAAUUUUAAUACUAACAACUGAAAUGUAACUGAUUAAUUAUAAUGUUUUUUAGUUAAAAACAAUCAACAGAACAAACAGCUGUCGUGUUCUGGUAUGUUUCAGGAAACUGCAGGAAACAUUCGUGUCCACUCAUUCUACCACAACCAAGACCAGCCCGCACUUCAGGACAAGCAUUUCAGAAGCAGGACUUCACUAUUCAACAACCAAAUCUCCAGAGGAAAUGCUUCACUCCUGCUGAUGUGGGCGGAUGUUCAGGAUGAAGGCAGAUACAAAUGCUACACCAGCACCAUCACAGGAAACAAGGAAUCAUUUAUAAACCUUGAAGUAAAUGCUCCAGUACAAGAAGUCAAUCUUCAGCAAGUAGGAAACACGAUGAACUGCAGCUCAGAGGGAAUCUUCCCUGAACCCCAGUUAAUCUGGUCCACCAGCCCUCCAUCCAAUGUGUCGCUCCAGUAUGAAACCACAGUCCAGCAGACUGAACAGCAGCUUUACAACAUCAGCAGUUCUCUGAUACUUUCAGACAGUGAUAAAGAUUCUGUUUUUAGCUGUAACAUCAGCACUCGUAGAAACUGGAGGAACGCAACUUUAAGUGAACAAGGGAAUUUUGUGCCUGAUAGAGGCUUCAGAGGAGGAGUCUUUGCAGCUUUUUUGGUCGUGGCAGCAGCUGGUCUGGCACUGUACUGCAAAUGGAAAAGAAGAGAGAUGGGAUUAAAUCCUCCAAACAGACGAACUCUAAACACCCACCAGCUUUAGUCAAAUGAAGACUUCAAACCGUGGUUAUAGCGGGCUUGAAUUAAUUCAUGCAAAAAAGACUAAAAUAGAAACAACAACAGCAAAAUAGAAAAUAAAAGCUGAUCUGUUAACAGUAUUCAUUUGGUAGUCAUGUGCAAUAUUUUUACAGUAAUCUAUAUUUUACGUUCUUUCAGGUAUGACACAGAACAGAUCACGAUUAAAUUUUACGGAAAUAGAAACAUCUUUUUUCAUUUUUUAAAGUUUAAAAAUGAAGUGUACAUCAUGUUUUGUAAAAUUAUGUAACCUUUUUUUUCUAGCCAUGUGUUGUUGCUGUUUUAUUUUUUGAGUUUUCUUUUUCUUACCUACUUUAAUCCUGUUUCAUUAGGUGUAUUUUAUCUUCAGUCCAGCAGGUGGCAGUGUGGUCAGAUGUUUUGCAGUGGAAGCAACUUUUUCUUUCAUGAAUCGUUGAGUUUUUCUGUGGUUUAAAUAUCCCAUUUAUUUAUUUAUGUAUUUAUUUGCAUGUGCAUGUAAGCAUGUAUGGAUUUAUUUAUUGAUUUUUUGAAUAUUUUGUGAAAGCAAAAAUAUUUUUACUCUGUAGGAGAAGCAAACCUAACUUGGACACAAAACACAAUAAAAUCCAAAUUAUGUUUCUUUUUUUAAUUCAGCACACAAAGUAAAAAUAAAUGUAAAAUUUAAAUUCCCUUGGUACGUAAAUAUAAUGAGAAAUAAUGAAGUAGAAGUCUGUUCUUAUAUACUCAGGUGAUUGUGUUUUAAUAGCCUCUGAACUCAUAUU